CCGCCCUCCUCAUCUUCUAAGAUCCAGCCACCCUCAACGACCCCGGCUUCGGCGAGGCUCCACCCGGUCUCUCCUGCUCCUCUAGGCUGCUGACUCCCGCCCUCCACCAUGGCAGAGUUGGGCCUAAAUGAGCACCAUCAAAAUGAAGUUAUCAAUUAUAUGCGUUUUGCUCGUUCAAAAAGAAGCUUAAGACUCAAAACUGUAGAUUCUUGCUUUCAAGACCUCAAGGAGAGCAGGCUGGUGGAGGAGACCUUCACCAUCGAUGAAGUCUCUGAGGUGCUGAAUGGGUUACAGGCCGUGGUCCACAGUGAAGUGGAGUCUGAGCUCAUCAACACAGCCUACACCAACGUGUUACUCCUGCAGCAGCUUUUCGCGCAGGCUGAGAAGUGGUACCUCAAGCUGCAGACAGACAUCUCUGAACUUGAAAACAGAGAAUUAUUAGAUCAAGUUGCAGAAUUUGAAAAAGCAGAAUUUACAUCUUCAAAUAAAAAGCCGAUCAUAGAUGUCAUAAAGCCAAAACUUGCUCCACUUAAUGAAAGUGGCACAGCAGAACUCCUAAACAAGGAAAUUUCAAGACUUCAAGAAGAGAAUGAGAAGUUGAAGUCAAGGCUGAAGACCAUUGAAAUACAGGCGACCGGUGCACUGGCUGAGAAGUCAAGGCUAGAAAAAGCGCUGCGGGACUUACAGCUUGAUCAAGAAAACCCAAAGGAUUUUGCACACACUCAAGACUUCAAUGACUUGGAAAAUACAGUUGCUGCUCUAAAGAGUGAGUUUCAGAAGACACUGAAUGACACGACACAAAACCAGAAGUCCCUGGAGGAGAACCUAGCGACAGCUAAGCACGACCUACUCAGGGUUCAGGAGCAGCUGAGCAUGGCUGAGAAGGAAUUAGAGAAGAAAUUCCAACAAACAGCAGCUUACCGAAACAUGAAAGAGAUUCUUACCAAGAAGAAUGACCAAAUCAAAGACCUGAGGAAAAGACUGGCCAAGUAUGAACCUGAAGAUUAAAAAUGUUGAUUUCACCUGGAAGCUGCCCCAACAUGAAAUAUAAGCUGUUUCUCAAUCUCAGGCAUGUAUUUUGAAGCAGUUUGUUAUAUUCACUCUUUAUUUUUCUAAUAUUUAGACUUUGCUUCUAAUAUUUAGAACUAGCGUUCCUAUUUUCCCUUGCCUAAUUGAGAAGAAAACACUGACUCUGGCCAGUAGCCUCAGCCCCUCUUGCCAACUGCCCCCAUCUUAAUUCCUAUGCAGUGAGACUCUUUGUAGCAAAGAGGAGAUUUUUAGAGUGGAAAGAAGAAUCUUUAUUGCCCACUGGCAUAAAGACUGCCUUUUUCAUAAAUAUUAAAGAACUAUUCUUGUGCAUUCCCCAGGGUGCAUGCUAAAUACAGUUAUUAAAGACAGUUAUUAUAAGCCCUAUUUUUAAGAUAAAACCUAAAUUAAUUGUCUCUUAUCUGAUCAUCAAAAGAGUAUUCAUUUACUGAAAAUGUGAAUACCAUCUGUUACAGGCGACACUGUUAUUAAUUUUAAGGAGAAUUAGGUGAACACGAGGAUUCCCUUAAGUUCCUCUGCUUCACACAAAUGCCUUGUCCUGCAGGUAGGCUGGACACUUUUUGUAGCACAGCUUGCCGCCAGUCUGUAUUUCUGGUGGAGAAGUCAGAUCCAUGCUGUACUUCUGUAGUUAAGAAAGUACUGAACUUACAAUAACCUUCACGUGUUACUUUCCAGAAUAUUCUUUUUAAUGACAUCUUCAAUAAGAGCAUUCUUUCUAAGACUUAUUGUAUUCAACAAAACUCAGUUACCAGUUCUCAGAUUCAACUUUCGGUUAUAGUUUAUUUUUAUGCAUCUGUAAUAACGGCAUUUCAGGAGGGUUUGAUUCUAUUUCCAUAUUUUCUGCUUUUCCCUGAGUGAUUAUGGAUAAAUCGUUAGAUAUUAAGCAUUAUAUUUGCAGCUGUGCAACACAACAAAAUCCUAUGGAUAAAUAAAAUCCGUGAAGCAGCAAGUGCCUCAGACUGCAGGCAGUUACUUGUAACAUGUGAUUUAUAAAGUAGCUGUUCCUACUCUCAAAAGCAGAAUGUCACCCCCUGAAUGAAUGCUGGCUGCCAGGAGCGCUCACUCCACUUACACAGGGAAGAUUUGAUUCCCAGAGGAGACUUGACUGGCUGGAGGAUAAGGUUCAUUAUUUUCAUUCAAGCUUUCAAUAUUAUCCUUGAAUUUGUUGGGAUUUUUUUGUAGUCAUGUUAAAAUAUCGAAGGAAAAAAUGAUAAAGACUAAGAUAAUUUCCUCACAAAAGAACACAGAAGACAGUCUUUAACCCGUGAAUGAAUGGGGGGCGGGGGGGGCAAUAAGCCAACAUGCCCUGAAUCAGAGAAGGGGAGGUCCAGUAAGCCAGCAGGCUCCGCAUUGCCUUCUUCACUGCCGCUCCUCCUGAGGUCACGCAUCAGCUGUGUCCUUCAAGAGCAUUCACGGAGGGUUCCGGACAGACCCCAUGUUUCCUUAGUGCAAAUGUGAUACUGUCCAGAAACCUGUUCCAUUAUUACGGACCAGGAUCUUCUAUAAAAUUCAGAAACUGCACUCUUGAUUAAAUGACUAGCAUUCUUAGACAUUUAAUUAUUCUUCUCCCUGAACUUUACUUUGUUUGCUGUUCAUAGGGAAGGAGGGAGAUACUUUGGGAAACCUCUAUUCCUGAUCAGAAUUUCAACUUAGUGUCUUUAAUAGCAAUUUUUAAAUAUUCUAUGUACAGUGUUCCAGUUCAGUAAACCUUCAGCAAUAUUUCUGAAACUUUAAAAUCUAACUAUGACCCACUAAGAUUAAACAAACAUAAUAAUCGCUGGCAUCAGUCAACAUGAGGAUUCUUUCACGGACAAAUCCAUUUUGUGUUCCAGUUUCAUCACUGUAUAUUGUGUUUUUAAUUCAUGUCUUCAUGCAUGAGGUUUAAGUUUUUAUUUUUCAAAUAGACUCAAGAUUUAUCUCAAUUAACUGUCAAAGGAACCCUUUCCAGUCUGUCUGUUUCAGGUGUCUAGAAUGGGGGCCCCACCCCGGCGGCACCAUCAGUGUGCUAAGCUGGGUAGACAGUCUGGGCAUGUGGUCCUUGCCACAGAGCUUUGGCCUCUCUAAACUAUGACUGACACCUUUUGUGGACAAAAGUAAAGCAUAAAGGAUGUCUGUUAUUUCUCCUGUUAGCAUUUAAGUGCUUAUUUUUUAUUAUAUAUGGGCAUGUUGAAUCUAUGGCAAAUAAAUGUUUCUGAGCACCUGUGUCUUAUGUAACUCUGCAAGGAAAACAUGUUCUAUAUUGAAUUAUAACCCUAGCUGAUGACUUCUUUGCUAUUUGUUUUCACCACUCUGGUCAAUUAAAAAGGGCCCAGAGGAAUGUUCACAUACAUGGGUGAGUUC
Molecule: messenger RNA, 3387 nt
Organism: Condylura cristata (star-nosed mole)
Lineage: Eukaryota; Metazoa; Chordata; Mammalia; Eulipotyphla; Talpidae
Gene: LZTFL1
Product: leucine zipper transcription factor-like 1
Exons: 10
Coding region: 109-1008 (299 amino acids)
Biological process (GO): negative regulation of protein localization to cilium
Cellular component (GO): cytoplasm
Source: RefSeq, a predicted model, not a curated record